This is a messenger RNA of Leptosia nina, 576 nucleotides long. The record is from the annotation of a GenBank genome assembly. NCBI's taxonomy places the organism in Eukaryota, Metazoa, Arthropoda, Insecta, Lepidoptera, Pieridae.
AUGGGACGGUCAGGCGUACGACACCAUCAUCAUAACGAUGGAGGGUUCGAAUUCCAUAGAGGUAGGGGGUGCUUUAGACGACAUGGGCCACCAUUUCCGGGACCAUUUGGACCUGAUAGAUUCUUUGGACCUUACCGACCCCACGGUCAAUUUGGACCUCAAAUACCAUUUGGACCGCAUGGACCAUUUGAAAGCCAUGGAUCAUUCGGACCCCAUGGCCCGUUGCAAAACCAUAGACCAUUUGGACUCCACGGGCCAUUUGAUAGCCAUAUACAAUUUGGACCUCACGCCGCAUUUGAAACAGACUAUAGACAGGAUUUCAAUAUGCUAAAUCAUUGCUGUCGAAGACACACCGACAUUGAAAGGCCCUGUGAAAGAAGACCGAAUAGAUCUAGGAGUAGGUCAGCAGAGAGGUCAAAGGAACGUUUAAGAGGAAGAUCUAGGGGAAGGUCUAGAGAAAGAUCUCGAGGUCGAUCUAGGGGGAGAUCACGUGGAACCUCACGAGACGGAUUUCGAUGUCAUUCGCAAGAUAGGCCUUCUAGAAAAUGCCAUUGCAACAACCAGUCUGGAUCAUAA